This is a messenger RNA of Ictalurus punctatus (channel catfish), 1781 nucleotides long. Its product is annotated as core histone macro-H2A.2. Gene Ontology annotation, molecular function: protein heterodimerization activity; DNA binding; structural constituent of chromatin. Bases 358 to 1302 code for a protein of 314 amino acids. Gene Ontology annotation, biological process: nucleosome assembly. NCBI's taxonomy places the organism in Eukaryota, Metazoa, Chordata, Actinopteri, Siluriformes, Ictaluridae. The transcript is spliced from 9 exons. Gene Ontology annotation, cellular component: nucleosome. The record is from RefSeq and is a predicted model, not a curated record.
CCAAGCUGUCACGCUCAACCCGGGCUGGCGUUAUCUUUCCUGUAGGGAGGAUGAUGAGGUACUUACGCACAGGGACUCAUAAGUACCGCAUCGGUAUGGGAGCUCCUGUCUACAUGGCAGCUGUCAUUGAGUACCUGGCAGCACGAUAAUGACCCAAAGCUCAAAUUCAAGUCAACAAAGGAUGGCUUCAGAAGACGAUAAUCAGUGUUUUGGAACAGACCAGUCAGAGCUCAGACCUAAAUCCUAUCGAACCUGUGGAAUGACUUGAAGAGGGCUGUGUAAAGGAGAUCCUCUCACUGACAGAUCUGAAGCCUUCUUUUUUCCCAAGCAAGCGUGGAAUAAACAUAUCAAAUCAAAAUGUGCUGUGUUGCUGAAAUUUUGGAACUAGCUGGUAAUGCAGCCAGAGACAACAAGAAAGGACGAAUCACUCCACGGCACAUCAAGUUAGCAGUGGCUAAUGAUGAAGAGCUUAACCAGCUACUCAGAGGGGUUACAAUAUCAAACGGUGGCGUCUUGCCCCGUAUCCACCCUGAGCUGCUCUCCAAGAAAAGAGGAGGGAGAGUGAAGGUAGACUCACAGAUGACGGCACCAGAGAAAACAGAGAAAGAGGUCAAGAGCAGCAAGAGAUCCUCCAAAAAGAGAGGGAAACCAGGCCGUAAGCCAAGGAAGAGUGCAGAUAAUGACAAAGAUGGAACCAACAGCACAAUGGAGGAUGGACCAGGAGAAGGAUUCACUGUUCUCGCAGCAAAGAGUUUGUUCCUUGGACAAAAGCUGUCUCUUGCAGAGAGUGACAUCAGCAAAAUUGGAGCCAUCAAAGUUGAGGGAAUUAUUAAUCCCACAAAUGCAGAGAUUGAUCUGAAGGAUGGAAUUGGUAAUGCACUGGAGAAAGCUGGAGGGAAAGAUUUCCUGGAUGCUGUAAAAGAACUGCGGAAGACGCAAGGCCCCUUGGAGGUUGCGUCAGUUGCAGUUAGCCAGGCCAGUGGAAUGGCAGCACGUUUCAUCAUCCACUGCAAUGUCCCUCAGUGGGGCUCUGAUAAGUGUGAGGAUCAGCUGGAGAAGACGGUGAAGAACUGCCUGUCUGCUGCAGAGGAGAAGAAGCUCAAAUCUGUGGCAUUCCCUUCUCUACCCACUGGAAGAAACGGUUUCCCAAAGCAAACUGCAGCCCAGCUGAUACUGAAGGCCAUUUCAAACCAUUUUGUUUCAGCAACGACAUCCUCACUGAAGAACAUUUACUUUGUGAUGUUUGACAGUGAGAGCAUUGGAAUUUAUCUGCAGGAAAUGACCAAGAUGGAUGUCAAGUGAUGACUGUGCAAGGGGUUCUGUUGUUGGUAGCUUGCAUAGCUUGGAUGCUAGUCUGUUUUAUCUGGUGAGUUCUGUGUAGGCCAUUUUUUUUUAUGGAAAACCGAACUGACAGAUCCAGGCUAACCGCAGAAUUUUGGCUCAUUUUCCAGCUAAUGUGCUGUUUGACUAAAGAUGCUGUAGUUAUUUGGGUUUCGGAACAAAUUUGGAAGGUAUAUAAAAAGGGUAUUUGUGAGUGACGUACUAUAUGAAUUUAUGUUACACUGUUUCCUUCAUGACACUCAUUUAGAGUAGGCCAAGUUCAUUUGUUCCAUUUUUGUUCUUAGACUGAGCUUGUUUUAACAUUCCAUGUUGUAUAAAAGACUUUUAAUCACUGUUUUUUCAGCUAGAGUUCCUGUGUAGUUUCUGAUACAGUUAGUUUAUUAAGGAAAAAAAUGUGUUUGUCAUUUUGAUUUGAAAUAAAACAGAUGUUUUACACUGUA